AUGAUUGAUACCAAAAAUUCUAGUGGCCAACAGGUGUACUCGUUGGCUAAUGGGUUCCCAUACUCCCACCACCCUUACGGGGCCCAAUAUGCCCGUCCCGAUGGCCCAUUGUUGUUGCAGGACAUCCAUCUGGUGGAGUCCCUCGCGCACUUUGACCGCGAAAGAAUACCGGAACGUGUGGUUCACGCCAAGGGCGGCGGUUGCCGUUUCGAGUUUGAGCUCACAGACUCGCUCUCGGACAUCACGUUUGCAGCGCCCUACCAGAAACCGGGCUACAAAUGUCCCGGUGUGGUCCGUUUUUCGACUGUCGGUGGUGAACAGGGUACUCCAGACACCCAGCGUGACCCUCGUGGGUUUUCGCUCAAGUUCUACACCGAAUGGGGGAACCACGAUUGGGUGUUCAACAACACGCCCGUGUUUUUCAUUCGCGAUGCCAACAAGUUCCCUCAUUUUAUCCACACCCAAAAGCGUGAUCCUCGCUCCCAUUUGAACCAUGGUGCUGACAGUACCAUGUACUGGGACUAUUUGACGCAAAAUCCAGAAUCCAUUCAUCAAAUCACCUACAUGUUUGGCGACCGUGGUACCCCUGCCAAUUGGGCCAACAUGAGUGGCUAUUCGGGCCACACUUAUAAGUUCAGAAACGACAAGGGCGAACUCACGUAUGUGCAAAUACACGUUCGUCCCGAUGGUGGGUUUAAGUGUUUGAAUAAUGAGCAGGCCGCUGAAUUAGGUGGCUCUAGCCCAGACUUUAACCAGCAAACGUUAUUCAAGCAGCUCGAAGCCGGUGAGCGUCCAAGCUACACAUGCUACGUGCAGACCAUGACCCUCAAGCAAGCAGAGGAAUUUCGUUACUCCAUUAACGAUUUGACUAAGAUUUGGCCCCACAAGGAAUUCCCCUUGCGUAAAUUUGGUAAGAUCACCUUGACGCAAAAUGUGGACAACUAUUUCGAGGAGAUUGAACAGAUUGCUUUUAGCCCCAGCAACACCUGUAUUCCAGGUAUUGAGCCCUCCAACGACUCUGUUUUGCAAUCGCGUUUGUUUUCGUACCCUGACACUCAGCGCCAUCGUUUGGGUGCCAAUUAUCAGCAGUUGCCGGUCAACAGCCCCAGAAAUAUGUGUCCUGUCGCUGCAGGCAACUCUGGCUGCCCUUUCUUGGCGGGUAACUUCCAGAGAGAUGGACCAGGCGCAUUGUACAACCAAAACUCGUAUCCAAACUACAUUUCAACCCAAUACAAGGAGAAGAUCCAGUACAAAGACUUAACUAGCGCCAACGUUAGCAAGGAUACGUUUGUUGGCGUUGUGCCAAAGAAUGUGUCGGAUGCAGGUGUGAAGACGCAAGAAGAGGUACGUCAACACGAGGAGAUUAUCAAUGCUAAGAUAAACGAAUACUACUGGGUCACCGGCGCGUCGCCUCUUGAUUUUGAACAGCCAAGAGCUUUGUAUGAAAAGGUUUUCGACGAUAAGCACAGAGAAAGAUUCAUUCACAAUGUUGUUGGCCACGUUAGCACCGCUUCCAGCGAAAUUCAAGCCAGAGUCCCGCAAUACUUUGCACUUUUGAAUGAAGAUCUUGGUGCUGCUAUUGCCAAAGGUCUUGGUGUCAAAUAUGAACCUCUUUCGUUUGAGGAAUACGCUAAGCGCUUGAGUCUUGCGUCCUCAUAUUAA
This is a messenger RNA of Lachancea lanzarotensis, 1662 nucleotides long. RefSeq names its product LALA0S01e10352g1_1 (gene CTT1). Bases 1 to 1662 code for a protein of 553 amino acids. Gene Ontology annotation, cellular component: mitochondrion; cytoplasm; peroxisome. Gene Ontology annotation, biological process: hydrogen peroxide catabolic process; response to hydrogen peroxide. The record is from RefSeq and is a predicted model, not a curated record. Gene Ontology annotation, molecular function: catalase activity; heme binding. The transcript has a single exon. Lineage: Eukaryota; Fungi; Ascomycota; Saccharomycetes; Saccharomycetales; Saccharomycetaceae.